AUGCUAGUUUGGUCCUUGCCCGCCAAGAUCCUGGCCCUCACGGGCUUCUUCAUCUGCGCGCAGGCUCUUCCCGGCCCGAGGGCGUCUGUGCUGAGCAAGCGCAUGUAUGCAACGGGCAGCCGAUCCACUUCUUCAGGAGAGCUGAGUUUCGAAGACGUGUACAACGGAGGUUUCCAGCCUGCACUGGGAACACGAGGAAUCACGCGCGACAUUCCACGCUUCUACAACGGCAUGUACUUCUACCACCGCGCACCCGUUUUAACCUUCUAUCGGGGUCAGAGAAUCCCAAAGGUCGACCUUGACGUCGCCUCGGCCACGUUCAACAAGUUUCACGUCUACGAUCUCGUCGAGGGUCGGUACACUACCAUCGAGCGCGAUGGAAGCGAUGCCGCCCGUGCGAUUCGAUCUGCCUGGCACGGAGACAUCGAAGCCUAUAUGCGGCGGGCUUUCUCCACCAGUGGACGAUUCGGACGACACAUCUCCCUCGUCGUCCAUUGCCACCCAGUGGAAACAGGAAGGUACAAGAAGAUCGCGGGUUUCAGGUGGCCAGAAUCGCCUCCGACCUGGAACACGGUCUUUCGGACCGUGCCCUUUAGGCAAGAUCCUCGACUGACCCAGGAUGAGGCAGAAGAGUUCCGCUUGAAUCUGAGGAGGAAGCUCGACACCCAGCGAUUCGCGCACUUCCGUAGCUUGGACAACUCCAGGGCCAUCGGUAUCAGGGCUCUUCAUAACGGUAACAUAGAGUACGAGGUGAGGGACAUGAUCGGACGCGUGUCGAGGUUCAACCCUUAG
Molecule: messenger RNA, 792 nt
Organism: Moesziomyces aphidis
Lineage: Eukaryota; Fungi; Basidiomycota; Ustilaginomycetes; Ustilaginales; Ustilaginaceae
Source: the annotation of a GenBank genome assembly